Messenger RNA from Hemibagrus wyckioides, 3667 nucleotides. RefSeq names its product RAS and EF-hand domain containing (gene rasef). The coding region runs from base 220 to 2355 and encodes 711 amino acids. The record is from RefSeq and is a predicted model, not a curated record. NCBI's taxonomy places the organism in Eukaryota, Metazoa, Chordata, Actinopteri, Siluriformes, Bagridae. Gene Ontology annotation, molecular function: GTP binding; calcium ion binding; GTPase activity. The transcript is spliced from 17 exons.
UUCAGCAAACGCAAGAGGUGUCACGAGCGCGCGAGGUGUGUUCACCGGAAUCUUAAGGAAAACUUUAGUCCAGGUGUGCUGUAAGUUUGAACCCGUAAAGUAGUGUUUACAGUUUUUAUUUACGUUUGUUUACGGGAAGUAAACAUGUCUUUACGAAAGUUUUGAACCGGUACAUGGGAUUUCGCCUCAGAGAGGAGAGAGAGAGUGUGUGUACGGUUGAUGGAGUCCGGCGCGUGCGAUGAAGCGAGUCUCCGCGCGCUCUUCCGCGCGUUCGACCUCGACAGUUCGGGUCUUAUUGAGAAAGGGGAGUUCGAGAAGAUGUGCUCGGAGCUGCACGUGCCCUCGGCGGACAUCGAUGACAUAUUCACGAGACUGGACGCGAACGAGGACGGAGCGAUAAACAUGGACGAGUUCAUCCGCGGGUUUCAGGCGGCCUCCAGUCUGGCGAGUGAAGCAGGGAUGAGCCAGACGGUGGACGGUGCCGAGGCUUUCACACUGGCCUGGGAGGACUUCAGGAGACGGAUCGGGGAACUGACCAAGUUUAUCCCUCGAAUUGAUCAGGUUUCGACUCUGUACGAAAACAUCAGUCUGACCGACACCAGGAUGAUUCCCCAGUAUGAGAAAGUCCUUCUAAACUUCACCAGAGAGAUCAAACUCCAGAGUAAAGAGAUGGAGCGCCUGGCGCUGGCUGCCAAAAGGGCUCAGGACCAGGUUGCCAUUCAGAUGAGUGCGAUGGAGGAGGAAAUGGACCAGCGCAUUCACACAACAGCGAAAAACACACGCAUGGAGGAGUCGAAGAAGGCAGAGGCAGCACUGAGCAUUGUGAAAGAGCAGUACGAAGCUCAGCUGAGCGAGUUACGGCAGACGGUCCUCACCCUGCAGAUGUUUGAAGACCAGAACAAGAGCACCAGCCUCAAAGAAGAAAUCCUAGCACUGAAGCGAAAGAAUAAUGAGCUGACCCUGCAAAACCAAAAGCUGAAGCAGGAACUGCUGGAGUCACACACCAAUAUAGCGUUUCUGCAGAGUGAGCUGGACUCCCUCAAGAGUGAUCUCACUGACCAGAGCAUCAGUCUCGAGCGCGAUGAAGCCCUGAUGAGGUCUUUUAAUGAGGAAAGAGACAACCUAGAGAGGCAGGUUGAGCUUCUUCAGUUAGCAAACAGGAAGCUUCACGACACCAACGAUGGUCUGCGUAUGACUCUGGAGAACAGCCAGAGCAAGAACAAGAAUCAGAGAGGUAGUGGACUGUCUCCUUCAAGUACCAUCAAUAGGACAAAGGCCAUGUGCACCCCAUAUUUUGAAAGGUGCUGUAAGGUCUACAGGGACGACGAAUACGAUCAGCUGCGGAUAGCUGAGUGCCUGCAAACUCCCAGCAGAGAGUCUUUAGCUCUGGCUCUGUGUGAUCCCAUGCGCAGACACAGCAGCUGUGAGGUGGACAGCCUGGACGAGAGCUGCGUGGACAGCGGCAUGUCCACUCUGCGCUCCAACAACGGCUAUGACUCGGAGCAGGAGAGCAUGGGUCGAAGCGUCCCUCGCAUGGCUGCCUUCGGCUACUCAGGAGACACGUCAGACACGGAGGUGCCGGAUGUACGAGACAAGACAGCGUGUGAAUCAGACAGCGAGUCUGUCCUGAACAUGACUUUCAAUCCCGUCGACACACAAGACUUCACCGUGUCAGGGAAGAAAUGUCUUAAAGCCAUCUUCGACGGGAAACUGAUGGAUGAGACAGUGAUUAUGGCUCAGGGAUCUGAAAAAACAUACAAGAUCGUAUUAGCAGGUGAUGCUGCAGUGGGCAAGUCCAGCUUCCUCCUACGCUUGUGUAAAAACGAGUUUAAAGGCAUCACCAGCACCACGCUGGGAGUUGAUUUCCAGAUGAAGACUCUUGUGGUAGAUGGAGUGCCGACGGUGCUGCAGCUUUGGGAUACAGCGGGCCAGGAAAGGUUCAAAAGCAUUGCAAAAUCCUACUUCAGACGGGCCGACGGUGUUCUCCUGCUCUAUGACGUAACCUGCGAGAAGAGUUUUCUAAAUGUGCGAGAAUGGGUGGACACCAUAGAGGAUGUAUCCCAGGAUAAAAUCCCCAUUAUGCUGGUCGGGAAUAAGACAGAUCUACGGCAGCAGGCUCUUCAGGAUGGCGUCACAUGCAUCUCAACCAGCUACGGAGAGAAACUAGCCAGGGCUUACAGCUCCCUCUUCUGUGAGACGAGUGCAAAGGAUGGCUCAAACAUCAUCGAGGCAGUGCUCCAUUUAGCUCGAGAGGUUAUUAAACAUGCACAUGAGCGCAAGGGCACAACCCUGGGACCAAUCCUGUCUGGAAGCCCCAACAGCAAGCUCACUAACUCGAAGUGCUGCAGGGCCUGAAGCAUGUCCUUUAUCAUCUUAAGCACACAUGCACUGUGUGUUUCACAAUGAUGGCCCCUGUGUGGACUCUAUGAGGACUUUAUACAUUUCUAUGCAUAUCUGUAUUGCACCCUACCUCUGAUUGCACAGCUCUAAAGACUUUCAUGUUUUUUACACACAGGCGGGAUUCACACCGGCUACAUUUUCUGCGUGUGAUCACCCCCCCCCCUAAAUAUACUGUUUUGCACAUAUAAAAGACCACUUGUUAGUAAUCAGGUGUUAGUAAAAGAUGUAAACCUUUAAUCAGUUAGUGCCUUAUGACCUGACUAGUUUUGUAAUCUGUUUGCAAGUCAAAUCAUGCCUGAAUUUAUUUUUUAGAUAGGAGUUAAAAACUUUUAUUUAUGAUAACGAACGCUAAUCAUGAUGUGAAAUGAUUGCAUAGAAUAUCAGGAUGGAUACGACAUGUUUAUUUUCCUUUCCUAUUAAACCAGAUUCAUAUCUGAAACGUGGAUUUACCCCGAGAGAUCCUUGUCUGUUUGUUAUUCAGACAAAUGUAGCAUGAAGAUAUUAUAUAUUUAAGUAGUUAUAUGAAAUGGACCUAAACAAAUGGGAAAAAAAUUACUUUAAUCAGGCUUCACAAAAUCUUUCAUUAUUACAGUUCAUUUAGACCAGACAGUAAAGCAACCUGACAGUCAGUACUUUAUAUAUUUUCCAACAUUUACUUUUAUCUUAUGUAAUAUUCUGGUUGUAAUGAUGUCUGUAUGUGAGCUCGAUUUACUGAUAUUUUAGCUAAUUAUAGCUACAGUUUUCGAGCAACAUUCAGGACAUUUUAAUAUGCUAUGGAUUCUUAGACAAAAAAAUCCAACCCUGUCCCUUAUACGCCUGUGAUAGUAUCACAUAAACACUAAUGUAAUGAAGUUUUCUGAUCGCUAUAAUAGCUAAAUAAAUAAACAUUCUUUUCAGGUUUAGAGAACCUGUACGAUUUUUAGACCUGUAAGAGUUCUUAGUAAAAAAAAUGCACCAAAAAUCAGGGUACUGUAUUGAUAUGAAGAUAUUAAAGACAUUUCUGGAACAUUCUAGCAGUUUAACUAACCAGAGGACGGCACUGCAACUGCGCAUUCAGUGUCAUACUUAAAAAUGUGAAGCCAGCCAACUUGUUUAUUCAUCAAUACGUUCCACUGCUUUGCUUUGCUUAGAUUUUCUUCCCCCCUUUUUUUGCUUUGGAAAUUCUUUUACUAAUGUACUUUUAAUUUUUUCAUAUUUAGCAGAUUAUAAAUUCUUGUAUAUUCUAUAAAAGUAAUAUAUUGUGCAUCUUAUAGAAAUGUGUGUUUUG